GGCAGGUUCAGACCUUCUCAUCAAGCAUCACGCAUCCGACGGUCCAGAUCUUCCCACGUGGCAUUGGAACAAGGAAGAUGCGGUGAGAUAUACCGCCACGUAAGUAGAGGCACAGGGAGGGCAUCCCUCCGUCGCCGGCAUCCGCGCCGAGCAGGUGAUCGGUGCGAAUAUCCUUUUGAGAAUUCUCUUCUCCCCCGUUUUCAUCUUUCCUUCAACGCCAUUUCUUUUCUCGCUUUUAACUCUGUGGGCGAAGAAGAAGUGAAAAGCGGAGAAGACCGAGAGAGAGCAGGUGACUGCGGGGUUGGUAUAAAUGUGGACAUCGUGAGAGGGUUCUGGGGGUUAGAGAGCGAACAAGGGAGAGGGCGAGAAAAAGGGCCCUUGAUCGGCUACGGAGGGAAGAGGGAGAUGAGGAAGGUGACGGACGCACUGGACGAGAGGGCGAAGGCCAGGCUGUGGGGUGCAGCAGACCGGUGGCUUGCCGGGUACGCCAGCAGCGGCAGCGAGCACGAGGCCGAUUCCGUCUGCCUCGCCGGCCUCAUCCACGGCUUCAUGGAGGACGACGACGACGGCGGCUGCGAGAGGGAGGCGGGAGAUGGAUCCGACUUGACGUCCGAGCAGGAUCAAUCCGACAGCGAGGCGACGGAGGAGCUCGAAGAGCUCGUUAGGUCCAAUGACGAAAAAGACCCUGUCAGGGAGGCGAUCCACGGCUUGGUUUCGGAGGCGAUCGACGCGGUCGCGGGGUCGAGGCAGGCCGUCCGACGGGCGGUGAUGACUCGGCUGAGGGAAGCCGGGUUCAAUGCCGGGGUCUGCAAGGUGAAAUGGGAGAAGGCCGGCAAGGUCGCCGGAGGGAGCUACGAGUACAUGGACGUCGUGUUGACGGAGGACGAUCGACGGUACGUCGUGGAGCUGGACUUUGCCGGGGAGUUCGAGAUCGCGCGGCCGACGCUGCGGUACGCCAGGAUCCUAGCGACGCUGCCUCGGGUGCUGGUCUGCCGGCCGGACAAGCUCCGCCGGGUCGUGCGCAUCGUGGCCCACGCAGCCAAGAGGUCGAUGAAGGCGAGGGGGCUCCACCUCCCGCCCUGGCGCAAGAACGGCUACAUGCAGGCCAAGUGGUUCGGUCCCUACCGCCGCACCACCAACUCCGUCCCGGCCUCCUCCAUGGGAUGCGGCAGAUUUGCCCCCGACCAACGCCGGGCAGUCGUCGGCUUCAACCCGGGGAAAUGCUGGCCGGUGUCGCCGUUCGAGCGCGAACAACUCCCUACCGCCGCCACCGUGAGGAUCGCCCCUUUCUGAACCAGCAGCGCUAUCUCCACCGUCAGGGAUUGGAGUGGGUCCCGCUUGGGCUCACCCAGUGCAGCAUUACCAGAUAGUGCGGCGAAACGUUGUGUUGACGUUAUCUCUCUCAAGCGUAUUUGCUGACGCCAAUUGAAUUUUUUUUUCCCCCUUCCUCUUCGAGGUUGGUCGUACUCUGACGAGGCAAUUAUCCAGAUGAGUUGGCAUGGAGAGGAAGAAAGAAAGAGAGAGAAUGAAAUAUGAAACGGAGCUCCCUUCGCUUUAGUUGGCAAAGAUUUUGUAAAUAUAGGAUCUUAUUGGAGUUUGAAUCAACUUAUUGCUACUUUAAUGAGAGAAAUCUCCUGCUUGAAUAUAUGGCAGAUUUCUAGCCAAGUGGCGAAGUUGGAAUUGCUAGUAAUCAACUGUGCGCAAGCUUCAAUUCCAUGAUCAUGUCAACGCACAUUAAUAGCUGAUGUCUUCCCAAAGGGAGUGAUCAUCAACUUUGUUGAAG
This is a messenger RNA of Nymphaea colorata (pocket water lily), 1783 nucleotides long. RefSeq lists its product as uncharacterized. NCBI's taxonomy places the organism in Eukaryota, Viridiplantae, Streptophyta, Magnoliopsida, Nymphaeales, Nymphaeaceae. The record is from RefSeq and is a predicted model, not a curated record. The transcript has a single exon. The coding region runs from base 406 to 1293 and encodes 295 amino acids.